This is a messenger RNA of Suillus subalutaceus, 4576 nucleotides long. RefSeq lists its product as uncharacterized. Gene Ontology annotation, biological process: protein polyubiquitination; ubiquitin-dependent protein catabolic process; positive regulation of proteasomal ubiquitin-dependent protein catabolic process. Gene Ontology annotation, molecular function: nucleic acid binding; ubiquitin conjugating enzyme binding; zinc ion binding. The coding region runs from base 29 to 4420 and encodes 1463 amino acids. Gene Ontology annotation, cellular component: cytoplasm; ubiquitin ligase complex. Lineage: Eukaryota; Fungi; Basidiomycota; Agaricomycetes; Boletales; Suillaceae. The record is from RefSeq and is a predicted model, not a curated record. The transcript has 19 exons.
UGUUCUUUGUCGUAUGUUGUGAGCUGUCAUGCUUGCACACGAUGUCCGUAGGGACUCCAAAAUCUUUCCACCACCCAGGCGCAAUCCUCGCCGUGUUGUCCCACACAACAAGACAACGGACACCUAUGCAUCCAAGCAUCAAAGACAUCUACAGUCUUGCGGACAAGAACAGCCCUCAAUUACACCCAUCACAGUCUCUGAUCAUAAUAAAGGAUCACAACUAUAUGUAGCACCCAAAGGUAACGAGGACUCUUGUGGACAACCUCAGGUCCACCCGUCUAGUUGUCGUACAUCUAUGGCCCAUCCCCAAAGUGAUAAACCACCUCCUUACGUGAUGCCGCCUCGAUUUCUGAAGCAACAGGCAGCAUCGAUGGGUAAGCCAAAUCCAAGCCUUGACUAUUCAGCUUUCCCCAAACAAUUGUGUAAUCCUGUGACUUCCACCUGUGGACGAAGACCCGACACGAGUCCUUUCAUUGUUGACUCGCCAUCGUUGACUUACCAGAAUCCACAUUCACCGGGACCUAUGCUAGAUAUAAAAGCUGCGCUGUCUGCCGAGGGCAUUAACAUUGGCAUCCUACCAAGUACCUCGCACCCGCAACCUCCUACUGAACCUCAUCCUCACAUUGAUCAACACACAUUGCAAACACCACCAACUGCGGCAGCACCUAUGUCUCAUCGUGACACCCUCCGACCGCUUGGAGUCACGUCGGGUGACCAUAUGCAAACACUGAAAGCACCAGCUGAACCACCCAAGCGACCCCCAGGUUUGCAGUCACCUGCUGGCCGAUGUGUCGCAUUACCUGUAGCAUCAAUUCACGCCAGCCUUCCUCCACCUUCCAAGGCGGAUGAAAAGACUCGUAAAGAAAACUCUCGUGAAGCAUCCAGACCUGAGAUCUUAGUCGCAGAUCUUGAACCCGUCACAAAUAAACCAGAAACCCCCCAACCUCCAGUCUCACCAAUUUCUUUGAAUAGCGAUACGAGAAGUUCGUCAACUUCGAGCAAGAAUGAAAUGUGCAGGAAAUGGUUCUUUGGUAACUGUGACUACGGCAGGCGGUGCCACUAUGCUCAUAAAAUAAUACCGCUCAAUGUCACCUGCAAGCUUUGGCUGACAGGGGAGUGCACUCGGCGGAGGUGUCUUUUCACCCAUGAGCAUCAGAGUUCCGACGGUCCCGUCAGUAAUCAACCACCUGUUCGAAACAGUGACACUCGAGACAUCGUGCAAGUUGCCGACGGUCCCAUUAAAGAUCAACCUCCUAUUGGAAAUAGCAACACUCGAGACGGCGUGCAAGUUCCCGAGCGUCCCAUUAAAGAUAAACCACCUGUCCGAACCUGCACAACUCGAGACGGCGUGCAAGUUCCCGCUGGUCCUGUUAAGGAUCAACCACCUGUUCGAAAUAGCAACACUUGUGCCCAAGUUCCCGACCGCCCCAUGAACGACCAACCGCCUAGUCGAAACGGCAAAACUCCAGAGGACGUUCGAGUUGCCGACGGUUCUGUUAAGAGUCAAGCAUCUGUUCGAAACGGCGGCGCUCGAGGCGCAAUAGAUCAAGACUCAACUCGGCCUAUAUCUUCUAGCACGUCCGGCAGUGCUCAGCGCUCCAUGACACAAGUUCCACCCUCGGAAACAAAAUCCCGUGGCCCGAUGGUCGCCAACCGAAGGAAGUUUGUCCUGACUGGUUGCGCGGGUCGAUGCCAGCGUCCCGCCUGCCAUUAUCCACACGAACGUCCCAAUGAUAACAUUUCGCAAAUUCCCAAUGACAACACUCAAGGCAGCAUCCAAGGUCCCGCUAAAGACCAACCACCUGUUUCCAAUGGCAACACUCGAGACAGCAUGCAAGGUCCUGACCGUCCCCUUAAAGAUAAAGCACUUGUUCGAACCGGCAAUGCCCGAGACGGCGUGCAAGUUCCUGCCCAUCCUGUUAAACAUCAACUACCUGUUCGAAACGGCAACACUCGUGCUCAAGUUCCAGACCAUCCCAUGAAUGAUCAACCACUCAAACGAAAUGGCAAAACUCCAGAGGACGUCCAAGCGCCCGAAGGUUCUGUUAAGAAUCAAGCACCUGUUCGAAACGGUGCUGCUCGAGGCACACAUCAAGACUCAACUCACUCCCCGUCUUCUGGCACAUCCAGCUCCGUUAUGACACAAGUUCUACCCUCUCAAACGAAAUCCCCCAGUUCAAAACAACCUUCUCAGGCAGAUUCGACUAAUAGCACACCAGAAACCACGCAGGAUCAGACAUUCAAUAAUCCCGAUGGUCGCCAGCCGAAAGUUUGUUAUGAUUGGUUGGAAGGUCGGUGCAUGCGUCACCCUUGUCGUUACCUCCACAAACGUGCCAAUGAUAACAUGUCGCAAACGAAUGCUCCGUCACCAGUUCGGAAUACUCAUGCCGAUAACGCACCAGCGUCUGGCAACUCCCUAUCACGACACUCGCCGUCCAGCGUGCCGCCCCCUACCACACGUCGAAAUGAGGUUUUUGUCCUACCAGUGACAAUUGCGGAUCAUAUCACAGUGAAACUACGUGACGGUUUCGAUAUACAGGACGUGACCACUGGGUUUGAAACACGGUGGGUACACCUUGGAGACGUGUCACCGCACGGUGCCAAGCGGUUGACCGUCAGAGUGCAAUUUUCCACCGCAGCGCAAGCUAUGGAGGCUUCGAUGGCCCUUCAUGGACGCCAAUUUCAGGGAAGAAAACUCACUGCGAAGCCGUCUUUGAACACUACCGUGCGCGGUACCACAGUGCUCAGGGACACCGCUGUCCGUAUUACCUGGAAUGCGCCCCAGCGGGUUGGUUACGCAGGGUACGUAACCCUUAAUGAAGCCAAAGCUGCGAUUGCAGCCGCCACUGGAUUUGUGAUGAAGGACAACGUUCUCUCAGCCGCUUUGUACGAGGGCCUACCCGCAGUUGGUGUUUAUAGCGUUAUGUUUUCUCAUCUUCCCCCCGAUGCAGAGAGAAAGGAUCUGGAGCAGUUCGGCAACGCAGAGUCGAUCUUGCUCGAACGCCCCAAUUACGAGUCACUCGACAGCGCUCGCCAUGCAGUACUUCGGAUAUUGCACUCAUGCGGCAAUGUGUCAAAUUUCGAUCUAGUUCUUCCUAUCUGGAACGGCACCGUUCUCGUUUGGGCAAUCUUUGAGACUCACGCUGACGCCAGCAAUGCCAAGGAUCAUCUGGAUGGCCAACGUCCUCGUGCAAUUGGAGGAAAAACUUUUAUAUCCGCUCGGCACGUGCAGUCGCUCAACUUCUCGUUACCGUUGAGCAAGUUUAAGAUGCUGGAAGGAGACAUUGCUCGCCUUCGGUGGACGUGGCGGACAAGGUUCAACCAUGACGUAACUCUUGUUGACCGCCUCAUGUCGCCUGAUGGACCUGUUCACAUCAGGAUCUCGGCUGAAAACUUGAGCAAUCUUGGGAUUGCCAAAGCAGAAUUUGAACAACUUCAACAUGGUGAAGUCGUGACUCUCCAAAGGAAACCCAUAUGGGACAGAUUCUUUUCUGAUCCAUCCGGCUACUUAUUCCUUCGUGAGCUAGAGAGCCGAUAUCCUGGAAUUGGAUUACGAACUCGGAUGGGCAAAAUCCUGCUUUUGGGCCCAAUAAAACAGCGUCAGCUUGCUCGACGAGAUAUUAUGACGCGGUUCCAAGAAUUACAGGCGCGACAACGGUGGCGCAUCCCUCUAUCAGGCAGGGUAGUUGGUCCAUUUGUCGGCACACACCUCGUAACCCUCCAGAAAACACUUGGUCCUGAGAACUGCUACGUACAUCACGUCUCAGAUCAGCGCAAUCUUGUCGUGCGAGGUAACGAGCAGGCUUACCGCAUUGCCUGUGAAGCAGUAGAGAAGAUACAAAGCCGUUAUACAGACACCUCCAUCCCAUCCCCACGCUCUGUCUGUCCCGUUUGCUUCACUGAAGCAUCAGUUCCAACCAUUCUCACCUGCGGGCAUACUUGGUGCACGUCUUGCCUCGAGAGUUACCUCGUGUCUGCAGUCGAAAACAAGGCAUUCCCUCUCACCUGCCUCGGUGAUGACGCCUCAUGUACCGAACGCAUCUCUAUCGCCCUUGCCCAAAAGAUCCUAUCUGGUGAGGAUUUCGCGUCCCUGUGUGAUGCGUCAUUCUGGUCGUACUUCCACCACUGCCCAACACCAGACUGCGCUCAGGUAUAUCGUGCAGUUUCCGGCGGCUCAAUUCUCCAAUGCCCAUCUUGUUUAGUUCGCAUCUGUUCUGGUUGCAAUACGGAGGCUCACGAUGGGUUCACCUGCGAAGAGCGGGACCAUGCAGAGGACAAGCUGUACCAUGAAUGGGCAGCCACUCAUGAUACUCCUAUAGAACGCAGCGAAGGUUGUAACCACAUGACCUGCGUUAGAUGCCAAACGCAUAUCUGCUGGGGAGAUGAACAGCAUGGUAGCAUUGGGCUAGAAUUUCUGUGAUCACCCAUUCGUUGAUAUGUUCUUUCAUCUUAUUUUAUGCCUGCUCUCAAGGCUUGCUUCUUUCCAUUUGUUCCACCAUCUGUGCACUGCGACUUGUACUAGUGUCAAUAUCCUCUGUAGUGUUUUGCCUUGUCUGGAAUUUAUGAAUCUACUUAU